AUGAAGUGGUCAACUCUUCUCCCUUUGGCUCUCUCCACAUUUUCUCUCCUCCCCUCCACAGGCGCAUGGGAAGUAACAUGGACCGACGCCGACAACCAAAAGCACAGCCAAUCCGGCACUGGCCCCAGCGACUGCAUCGUGAUCGAUAACCCCAAGGGCAACAUAUUCAAGAUCGACUCCCAGGGCGAAAAGGGUAUCAACAUGCUCCUUUUCACAAACAACAAGUGCGAUGGCAAGCCAAGUGGCAUGGCCAUCGAGGUCUUCUCCAAGGCCUCUUCCCAGGAUCUGCUCGGCUUCCAGGUCGUAGCUCUUUCAACCGCAACGACGGCAACCGCCACGACUGGAAAAUCUGUCAGCCGAGUUGCGACGACGUUCCCGGCCAGUGAGACGGCCUCGACGAGCGCCAGCGAUAACGGUGGAUCGAUGACGAUUCAACCUACGGAUUCGAUGACGAUCCAGCCGACGGAUGAGAUGAGCACAACUGCGACUGCGACCACAACUUCGACUGCUGGAAGCUCCAGCACAGCGUCUUCGAGGACUUCGAGUGCGGCGAGCGCAGCUACCUCCAAUGCGGCAGGCCAGCUGACUUCGAACGGGGAUAUGGUGAAGGGGCUUGUGGGUACGAUCUUCGGGUUUGGUUUGGUACAAUAUAUGAUUUAG
Aspergillus lentulus is the source of this 660-nucleotide messenger RNA. RefSeq lists its product as uncharacterized. NCBI's taxonomy places the organism in Eukaryota, Fungi, Ascomycota, Eurotiomycetes, Eurotiales, Aspergillaceae. The record is from RefSeq and is a predicted model, not a curated record.